AAGAAGAGUCGCAUGGGCUGCAGGGAAUGCAAAGCGCGCCACGUCAAGUGCGACGAGACCUUCCCCGUGUGUCUCCGCUGCCAGCGCAGGGGCUCGGUGUGCCUGUCUGAGCAGCGCUCGACUCAGUGGCAGACCGAGAUGCCUUGGUUGUCGCCCAAUUCGCCCUCGUUAGGUUGCUUCAAUAGCAGGGCCAACACCAAUAAACGGCUGCUGCAAUACUGGCUGGAGAAGUCGAGCCAGAUGAUGUCGCUCGACUCCAGUAACAAUCCUUUAUCCUUCCCGCUGCUACCGCGUCUGCUCGAAAGUCCGUCCCUAGUUCAUGCCGUCCAGAGCGUGAGCGCCGGCCACGAGUCCUUCUUUGACCACACCGGGCUGCAGACAUGUCUUCGGGAACGCGGUCUCGCUAUCGAACUUGUGCGCGAAGAGCUACGGGACGCAGAAUCCGCUUCCAUAUCCUCGUUGUUGACCGUAUUUUUCCUCGGCGUGUCGGCCGCUUGGACAGAACAAGGACCGUAUUCCUACGGCAAGGAGCAUCUCGCUGGAGCGCAGGCCAUGCUCAAAUUUAUCAUGGCCGACAAACAACACCGCAACGAUCCGUUGAUUACCUAUCUCCUCGGGUGGUUUUUAUACUGGGACAUGUCUUGCUCAUUCAUCGCCGACCCCGAUGCUCCUAGUCCGUUAGAUACCACCGACGUGCUUCAACUCCUCCAGGAAUCUGGCGACCCCUUCCAUCCAAUGAUUGGGUUUUCGGCCGAACUAUACUAUCUGGUUGGCCGUGUUGGAAAACACUGCCGCCUUGUUAUUGAGCGAGGAGACCGAGACUUCAAUCUCGAGAAAGAACUCGAGGAGCGGCUGCUGUCAUGGAACCCCCCCAGCGACCAUCAGCACCUUGCAAACUUGGCUAUUGCGUACAGAAACCAUGCUCUUAUCAUGCUCUUUCAGAUUUGCAACACGCCCGACCGGGAACUACGCAUAGCUCGCGGCACGGAACCCGACCUUGCCGAGGCCGAAGGAACAGAAGCCGUCAUUCAAUCCUACGCCAUGCAGAGUCUUCAGCGCAUGCUGGACACGCCCAGCCAGGAGGGAUCCUUCAAUUUCCAAUCAAUACCGCUGUUUACAGCAGGUGCAGAACUUACACGGGCGGAAGGGAACCUUCGCCAAGAAGUCAUCAACCGAUUCAAGGCUCUCUACUCGUGCAAUCGCAUCGCGGUCAACAUGUGGGCCGCUGACCUUCUCCAGGAACUGUGGUCAUUGCGUGACGCCGGUAUAGGAAUCUCUUGGAUCGAGCUUCUGCUCCAGAAGAACUGGCAGUUG
This is a messenger RNA of Ilyonectria robusta, 1314 nucleotides long. Its product is annotated as fungal-specific transcription factor domain-containing protein. Gene Ontology annotation, molecular function: DNA-binding transcription factor activity, RNA polymerase II-specific; zinc ion binding; transcription cis-regulatory region binding. Gene Ontology annotation, biological process: positive regulation of transcription by RNA polymerase II. The annotation marks the transcript as partial. Gene Ontology annotation, cellular component: nucleus. NCBI's taxonomy places the organism in Eukaryota, Fungi, Ascomycota, Sordariomycetes, Hypocreales, Nectriaceae. The record is from RefSeq and is a predicted model, not a curated record. The transcript has a single exon.